AUGACAGAGAGAUACCGUGACCAGGAGCCCAACGAGGCGCUGGACCCAGAGGCCUUGUAUUCCAAGGAAUACUGCAUCGGUGGUGGCAGUUUUGGAAAGGUUUACAAAGGAGUCGAUAAACGGACUGGCCAGGCUGUCGCCAUCAAGUUGAUUGAUAUCGAAAAUGCUGACGACGAAGUCGAGGACAUUAUCCAAGAAAUAGCCAUCUUGUCAGAGUUACAAUCUCCCUACGUGACAAAGUACUACGGAUCGUACGCUAAAGGUGCCGAGCUAUGGAUCGUCAUGGAGUUCUGCGCCGGUGGCAGUUGUGCAGACCUGAUGAAGCCGGGAUUAAUCGGGGAAGACUACAUCGCCAUCAUCUUGCGAGAGUUGUUACUGGGGUUGGAUUACUUACACUCCGAUAAGAAGCUUCAUAGAGAUGUCAAAGCUGCCAACAUUUUGCUCGGAUCUGGUGGCCAGGUAAAGCUUGCCGACUUUGGUGUUUCCGGCCAACUAUCCGCCACAAUGACCAAGAAGAAUACUUUUGUUGGAACCCCGUUUUGGAUGGCCCCGGAAGUUAUCAAACAGUCUGGUUACGAUCACAAGGCCGACAUCUGGUCGCUUGGCAUUACGUCCCUCGAGCUAGCUAAUGGAGAACCUCCCUACGCGGACAUUCAUCCGAUGAAGGUUCUUUUUCUCAUUCCCAAGAAUCCGCCACCCAGGUUAGGGGGCAACUUCACCAAAGCUUUCAAAGACUUUGUUGAGCUCUGCCUGCAGCGGGAUCCGAAGGAACGUCCCACGGCAAGAGAUCUGCUAAGACAUCCGUUUAUCAGAAAAGCGAAGAAAACCACCUAUCUCACUGAGCUUAUCGAGCGCCACAGCCGAUGGCUGGUCACUCACAAGGGAGACGACGACGAAGAAAAUUGGGACGUCCAUGAGGGUGCGGGCCCGACAGAACGAGAAAAGGUGGACGAAGACAUGUGGGACUUUGGAACGGUCAAGCUGAUAGGCGACCGGGGCAAUCUCGUACAUCGGCCAGGCUUGAACGCCGUGGGUGAAAUUGCCACCAAUGCUCACCCUUCACGACCGCUGGAAGGCGAACACGCUUCCGGAGAAGAGUACCACGAUGCCGGUCCGACCAAGACGAGGGAUUUCGCGUUUGAACCCAGCGAUACGCUCAAGGCUCCCAACUCGGGCACCUCGAGGCAAUCCAGUCCGCAACGAAAGCCCGUGCCUGCGGAUCUCAUCGAGUCACCCGCGAAGACGCAGCUGCCCGCGAGUCCGAGGAAGCCGUCGAGUAGAGAGACCCCCGGAACCCCGACGAGCCAUCAUCCCUCGCAACGGCCGCUGCCGCCAGCUCCCAUCUCACAGUCCCCAGACUAUGACGGAGAGCUCCACCAUCAGCUGCGGCGUGAUUUGAGCAUGUUGAACUUGAGCACGAGCCCUUGUCCAGCGGUGCCAUGGCACGCGUCGCCGACCCACGGUGACCGACCUUUGCCACGAGCUGUGCAGGAUUUGCCCCCAGGGCAACCUGGCUCCCGGGUGCCAUCCAUGACCAUACCCGAGAUUCCCCCAUAUCGGGCCUCUUCAGCCCAAAGGGUGACGUCUCAGCAGGUUUCCCCGCCGCAAGUCGCGUCGACUUCUGACCACCACGCGGCCUCGCCAAACUCGAACUCACCCGCACCAUCGGACGGUUCCGCCGCUCCAUCGUCAUUCCCUUCCCCUGCCCCGGGGAACCCGAACGGCGAGCUGGAUGCCUUGAACGACGUCAUCUUCCCGGCAUUGGAGGAGGCGCUGAAGAGGAGGCAGGCUCGGCUGCAGCAGCUGUAUAUGCCGCCGCAAAAUGCUGGUGCUGCGUCGGCGAAUCAGCAGCGAGCCGAGGCUGCGCACGAAAAGCUGAGGAAGCUGGUGUACAAGCUGGCCCAUGUGUGCAAGGAGGUGGAUUACUACGACAAGGCGGAACCGGUGGGCAUGGGUCGCGACGUGACCAGCUUUCUCGAGGGGCUGCUGGAGGAAAUACUGGUGCGAGUGGAGCCGUUGGACGACGAGGAGAUGUGA
This is a messenger RNA of Ustilaginoidea virens, 2037 nucleotides long. RefSeq lists its product as uncharacterized. Gene Ontology annotation, molecular function: ATP binding; protein kinase activity. The record is from RefSeq and is a predicted model, not a curated record. Gene Ontology annotation, biological process: protein phosphorylation. The transcript is spliced from 4 exons. Lineage: Eukaryota; Fungi; Ascomycota; Sordariomycetes; Hypocreales; Clavicipitaceae. Bases 1 to 2037 code for a protein of 678 amino acids.